Messenger RNA from Symsagittifera roscoffensis, 696 nucleotides. RefSeq names its product GTP:AMP phosphotransferase AK3, mitochondrial-like. Lineage: Eukaryota; Metazoa; Xenacoelomorpha; Acoela; Convolutidae. The transcript has 4 exons. Gene Ontology annotation, biological process: nucleobase-containing compound metabolic process. Gene Ontology annotation, molecular function: AMP kinase activity; ATP binding. Bases 14 to 676 code for a protein of 220 amino acids. The record is from RefSeq and is a predicted model, not a curated record. Gene Ontology annotation, cellular component: mitochondrion; cytoplasm.
AUUAAAUAGAAAAAUGAAAUUGAAAAAAUGUCUUUUUUUAGUUGCUGCUCCCGGUAGUGGAAAAUCUACAAUUGCAAAGCGAAUUGAAAGAGAAUUCGGUUUUUCCCAUGUGUCUUCGGGAAAUAUUUUGCGAGCCCAAGUUGCAACUGGUUCUAAACUAGGUCUGCAAGUGGAGAGGAUCAUCCGUGAUGGGACUCUUGUUGAUGAUGAUCUAGCAAUGCAAGUUCUUGAAGCAUCACUUAAUGAAAUGGAUCUUUCGUCCUUCAACGGGUUGCUUCUUGACGGGAUUCCAAGGACCCUAUAUCAAGUGCAAAUGUUUGAGAAGAUGUACACCUCGCCAGAUCUAGUGGUUAACGUUGACGUUCCAUUCUUUGAAAUUGUUCAGCGAUUGAGCAAUAGGCUGACUCACUUGCCAAGUGGGCGAGUAUAUAAUUUGGAUUUCGAGCCUCCAAAAGUACCUGGAAUCGACGAUGUAACUGGCGAAGAACUAGUCUUGCGUUCUGACGACAAACCUGAGGUAGUAACCCAAAGAUUGGAAAACUACGAAGCUAUCACGAAACCCAUUUUGGAUUAUUAUCGGGAGAAGAAUCUCGUUCACUCAUUUAGAGGAACUGAAACAAAUGUCAUUUGGCCAGAAAUUCAAAAAUUUUUGAGCGGACAUUUUCUGUCUAAAUAAUUUAAAAUUGUUGAACCAUA